Messenger RNA from Xyrauchen texanus (razorback sucker), 2036 nucleotides. RefSeq names its product translocon-associated protein subunit alpha-like. The transcript is spliced from 9 exons. Gene Ontology annotation, cellular component: endoplasmic reticulum membrane; endoplasmic reticulum. The record is from RefSeq and is a predicted model, not a curated record. NCBI's taxonomy places the organism in Eukaryota, Metazoa, Chordata, Actinopteri, Cypriniformes, Catostomidae. Bases 145 to 1038 code for a protein of 297 amino acids.
CUGUGCGUGUGACGUCAGUGCUGUCCUGUAUGACGCGCAUGCGCAGUGCAGGUGUUCGUCAGUGUGUGUGGUUUGUUCAGACGUGUAUCUCUCAUUCAAUCUCAUUUAUUCUCAUUAUUGUUUUAUUAUUGUAUCGUUAAAACGAUGAAAUUUAUGCAUAAACUGCUGCUGGUCUUACUGGCGUUUCCCGCGGCGCUGCUGAUUAAAGGUCCGGCGGUGGCUGCACAGGAUGCCACUGAGGACGAGGAGGCAGUGGAUGAAGAUAUGGCUGAUGAUGUCAUGGCUGAAGAUGAGGAUGAUGAAGCAGAAGUGGAAGAUGAUGAGAACACUGAACUAGUAAGAGAUACUGAGGAGAAAGAGGAAGAGGAUGAUGAAGGUCUGGUGGGAGAGAUGAAGGCUUCACCGAACGCUGACUCGACCAUCCUCUUCGUCAAAGGAGACGAUUUCCCUGCGAACGACAUCGUGAAGUUCCUGUUGGGCUUCACUAAUAAAGGCUCGGAGGACUUCGUGGUGGAGUCUCUGGACGCUUCGUUCCGUUACCCGCAGGACUUCCAGUUCUACAUCCAGAACUUCACGGCUCUUCAGCUCGGGACGGUGGUUCCUCCGCAGCGUCAGGCCACGUUUGAGUAUUCCUUCAUCCCGGCUGAACCCAUGGGCGGUCGACCCUUCGGUCUCGUCAUCAACCUCAACUAUAAAGACAACAGCGGAAACGUGUUCCAGGACGCCGUGUUUAAUCAGACGGUCACUAUCACUGAGAGGGAGGACGGACUCGACGGAGAGACGAUCUUCCUGUAUGUGUUUUUGUCUGGUCUUGGUCUGCUGGUUGUGGUCGGUCUACAUCAGCUGCUCGAGUCACGCAAGAGGAGGAGACCAGCAGUUAAAGUGGAGAUGGGAACAUCAAACCACAAUGAUGUGGACAUGAGCUGGAUCCCACAGGAAACACUCAACCAGAUCAUGGCGAGUCGGCGAGAUAAAGUGUCUCCCAGACAGUCUCCACGCAAGAGGACGCAGAAACGCUCGGCCGGAUCCGACGAGUGACGAGACGUGACAAACGUCUUUAGCAUGUGACUCAUUUGUGUGUUCUGUUGGGACGACACCAACCCGUCACUGAACACUGCGAGAGACUGAUACACACACACACACACACUGAUACACUGAUACACACACACACACACACUGAUAGAUACAGAUACACACAGAUACACAACACACUGAUACACACACACACACACUGAUAGAUACAGAUACACACAGAUACACAACACACUGAUACACACACUGACACACACACACUGAUAGAUACAGAUACACACAGAUACACAACACACUGAUACACACACACACACACUGAUAGAUACAGAUACACACAGAUACACAACACACUGAUACACACACACACACACACUGAUAGAUACAGAUACACACAGAUACACAACACACUGAUACACACACUGACACACACACACUGAUACACACACACACACACACAUGUUUAUAGUAGUGCAUGAGCGCAUCACUGAAGAGGACGUGUACUGUUAAAGCUGCUGUUCUUGAGUUUAUUUCUGAACUUGUCUGCAGGAUUCUCAUCGAUGAUGUUCAUGAAGCGUGUGUAAGGCGUGUGUGAGGCGUGUUACAGAACACAUCUGUUUGUUUCAGCUGAAUCAGUUCAUGAAUUGAUUUUGACUGAUUUUAUACAUUAAUUCUUCAUUUGCCGGAUUUCUCAUUUGUGAGUGAUUUCUCCGUUUCACACAAAAGCGCUCAAAUGACACGUAUGACGGCUUUAGCGUGUUGCUCAUAUCUGCUGGGAAACUGAUUGUGUGUUUCUGAUGUGAUUGUGGGAACACUGAACACGCAAACAUGUGUCUGACAUGACUUUAAGUUUAUUGUCUUCAUCAGGAAGAUCAUUUUUCUUUUUGUCUUCAUUCUUUUUCUCUUUUUUAAACGAGGUAAUAAAUAAAGUGAUGGUGAAUAUUAACAUAUAUGAACAUGUUGUCUGUAAUUUUCCACGAGUGAGUGCUGGAGAUAAUAAACAUGAA